Emiliania huxleyi CCMP1516 is the source of this 1656-nucleotide messenger RNA. RefSeq lists its product as hypothetical. The transcript has 6 exons. The record is from RefSeq and is a predicted model, not a curated record. NCBI's taxonomy places the organism in Eukaryota, Haptophyta, Isochrysidales, Noelaerhabdaceae. The coding region runs from base 1 to 1656 and encodes 551 amino acids.
AUGCCCAAGUUCCCCUCCCUAAAGAUGUCCGAGCGGACCUUCGACCGGCGAGUGCUGCCAAUCGGCAUCGCGCUGAAGCAGAUGAACUACAUCGAGUACGACCGCCGGCUUGACGAGUACAACCACGCGCCGCACUUUGCCGACCGCGUCACCUCCAUCGUGGACACGAUGCCGGUCAAGGUCCCCGCGCCGACGUCGUACCGCUUGCGCAAGCUGCUUUGGAACCCCAAAUGCGCCCCGCUCUCGCCGGCUCCUCUCGAUGGUUGCUGUGUGCUCAAGAUCCAGGUCGGCAUCACCCUCAAGGGCGAGAUUGUCCUCUGGACAGGACCGCACCUCGGCGUCACCGCGGACAAGCACCCGCUCGAGGACUGGGAGCUGUGGCUCGCCGACCUCGCCUACAUCGGCUGCCGCGGAAUCAUGACCAAGUUCAAGGGCAAGGACCUGACCGAGGAGCAGCAGAUCUUCAGCAACAUCCACGAGCACAUCCGCAACCGCGUCGAGAAUGUGCCGCACGCCAUGUUCCGGCCGGGCGCGUACCGCCGCGCGCUCAAGCACCUCACGGCGAUGCUGCACGUCGUUGGCCACACGACCGCCCUCCAGCUCAACCGCCGGCAGCGCUUUGAGACCUUCGGCCCACCAGGCAUGGACGAAAAUCUGGUCGCCCUCCUCCACCGCUUGCGGCUGUCGCACCUCGAGCCCGCUUUCGCUGCGGAGGAGCUGAGUCUUCCGCUCCUCCGCAGCAUGGGCCAUCAGGCGCUGCGCUCAAAUCUGCUCGAGGUGGAAGGCGUGUCUGCGUCGGACGCGCCUCGCCUCGCCGAGGCAAUCCACGCCGCUGACGUGUCACCGCCAAAGACCGAGCCGCAGGCGGCUCGCCAGCCAGCAAAGCGACCCGGCGGGACGCUGCGCAUCAAAUGGCAGGGGCGAGAGCUGAGCUUUGCGUUCGGCGAGGCGUCCACAGUCGACGAUCUCCGGUCGUGGCUCGCGGAGAGAACGGGCGUGGCAGCGGAGCAGCAGAAGCUGGCCGGCCUCGCCUCGCAGCGGCGGCAGCCCUCGGGCGGGGACCUUCUCACAGGGCUCAACGUCGGGCACCGGCCGCUGCUCCUCCUCGGCACGCCGUCGGCCGAGCUGCGAAAGGCGGAGGCCGAGCUCGAGGAGGGCCGCCGUGCCGCCGCCAAGAUUCGGAGCGAUCUCACCGAGCCCUCCCGCCGGCGGCGCAGCCCGCAGAGGACGAGGGUGCGGCGAGCGGCCGACCCUCGUGCCAUCGCGGCGGACCGGGGCGGCGGCAUCUACCUCGACCCCGCCGUCUGGGCGCCGGAGGUCGGCGAGGACUCUCGCGGACCAGCCUUCUCCGGCACGGCCCAGGAGCGGUACGUCAGCAACCCACGCACCGGCCGUCUCGAGCCGCUCACCCUCGGCAACGCGCUCGUCGGCACCAGCGACUCCGUGGCGGCGGGCGAGCGCGUGCAGCAGCCGCUGCGGCCGGAGCACGCGCCUCCGAACGUCGACCUGAUGGGCGUCGUGCGCGGCGCGUGCACGCGCUGCACGAGCUGCACCGGCUUCGAGCGGCUGCAGCGGCACGCAGAGAAUGAAAACGACGUGGACGUCCUGCGCUGCGCCCGAUGCGGCUGUCAAAGCAUGCACCACCAGGCGCUUUGA